CUCCAUCUCAAAAAACAAAAAGGCCAGGUGCUGUAGCUCACGCCUGUAAUCCCAGCACUUUGGGAGGCCAGGGCGGGCGGAUCACGCAGUCAAGGGAUCGAGACCAUCCUGGCCAACAUGGUGAAACCCCGUCUCUACUAAAAAUACAAAAAAUUAGCUGGGUGUGGUGGCGCGCGCCUGUAGUCCCAGCUACUCGGGAGCCGGAGGCUGCAGUGAGCCAAGGUGGCACCACUGCACUCCAGCCUGGCAACAGAGAGACCCUCUGUCUUAAAAAAAAAAAUCCCAUUCUCGCUGGUUGGAGAAAGAAGACUUAGUUUACACUCCGACAAAAUCAGAAAGUUGUGCCAGGCCAUGUUAUAAUCAAAAGUUAAAUCUGUGUGAUUGGUCUUAAUAGGUUUCUAGGGUAGUUAAAAAUAAAUCGGUAAGUUCAACUCUUUGAAGUUUCUAACAGGAAACCAGAUUGAAACUAGGUUCCAUUACCAAUAACGUUUGUAUGGGAUGGUGUGAUCCGCAAUAGAGUAGGCAGUCAUGGGGACUGGUAUAAAGGUUGGGAGGGAGAGACCCUAAAAAUCCACGGCCCUUCAGCCGCCGGGGACUUCACGGUGAUUAGCCCGAGGUGCCCAUCAACUAGGGCCUGAAGGACCAGCCCCGUGCCCCGCCCAUCGCUGUCUGAGAUUAGGACAAAGGCGAGACAGCGGAGGGGAGGGCGCUCCAGGGAAGCCGACCAGGGGUCGAUUUCUUCAGUUGCGGGCCGCUCCCAGCGCCCGGGAGAUGAGACGACGCGAGACUGGCGGCUUUGUGGCGCGCGGGUUCCAGCGCGGGGGAGGGGAGAGCGGGGGAACAGAGGUCCCCGCGCCCCUACACUCCGCCUGGCUGCGGGCGCCGCGCAUGGCCAGCCUCUUGCGGUCAGGCUUCCCGGCGCGCACUAACAGCCGCCUGGAUGUGUUCCUGCGGCGGCAUUUGCAGCCGGAGGUCUACGACGCCGUCCGAGCCUGCGAUCGCUGCAUAGUGGUGUCCAACUCGGAGAACCACACCCUCAAGUACGUGGUGCUCAGUGACCGGUUCAUCUACCUGACCGAGAACCCGCCGAAAUCCAUCCGGCGUGUCGUGGCUCUGCGGGACGUCGUGGCUAUUGACCUGAUUGAUGAUUCCCCAGAAUUUUUGAGUGCACCAGAUAGAGAAAUCAGCCAACACAUUCGUAUCAUUUAUUCUUCAACUGUUUUGAAAAAAGAGUGCAAAAAGUCAAAAGGUGUCAAGAAAUUCCUAUUUCCAUUUCAUCAUACUAAAGCUAACAAGAAAGUCAAGGAAGAAAAGAAUGGCCCUGUCUUUUGGAGAAGCAAAGAGCCCAGAAAUCUGAAUGAAUCUCCUCCCAGGGAUCACCAGGAGAGCAGUACACCAUCCAAGGACUCGACUCUCUAUCCUCAUUCAGACCUCAAAAAGCUGUCCUUUCAUGGCCAAGGUGCCUUUCGACCCCUACCUUCCCCCUCCAGGAGGAGCUCUCAGUCUGCAGCAGCUACUGGCAAGGCUGUCAGCGAGCCAUCGUGCAUAACAAACACAAAGGAACCCCAGGGACUUCCAGAUCACAACGACUCCAUAAGUGAAAUUCCUUUCAAGUGCAAUGGGAACGGAAAUGAGUUUUACUUAGGAAAUUCCCUCCUAGAUUCCCCUUCACAGAGCAACUCAAACCUAGAAAAAAAGGAGUCAGAACUUCAUUUGUAUGUUAUUUCCAUAACCUCAUCAAUAUUUCUGCACUUAAAAAGUUCGUGGAACAAUUAUAUUAUAAAAGCUACCCUUUUACAAGAUCCCCUCUACGUUAGUGAGUUCAGUCCUGUUAUUGGAAGUCAAAAGCUAUAUAGGACUGAGGAGAAAAUUAAGCACUUCAGCCAACUUAAAUCUGAGCUUUUUCUUAAAGACAAAUCUUUGAGGAGGAUACUUUCUUUAAUUAUGGAACUUAAAGUAGCAGCCCAGAAAAACUUCAUUCUGAAAAGACUUUUCUGGAAGACCAGUGAUCUUUUCUAUUUCCUAGUAAACAAACUUCAUGAGUACUUGCCUGCGUCUAGGGAUAAGAAUGGACUUCAAAAUCAAAGCCAAAGGGUUGAGGAGCUGGUGGCAUGCAUUGAAAUUAUACAGAUCCUAGGACUGAUGUUCAGAGAAACAGAAACUGAGUUAUCACGCCUGAACACAUUGGCAGCUAAGAAGGAAACAUUAUUGAAUCUCUUGGUAAUUUUAAUUAGCGAGCCUCAGAUUCCAAAAUCUUGUCCCAUAUUUAAUAUCCAGUCGGUGGCUGAUUCAGCUUUAGUCGAAAUGUCUUUUGAUGCUGAGUUACAGAAGCUUAUUCUGGAGUAUACAGAUACGGCUACGGCACUUUUAUAUGAGAUACUUCUUGUCUUUCAGCAGGGAAAUCUUGGAUUGGGAUCCACAAAGUUUGCUAUUAGCUGGAUGAUGUCCUUUCUACAAAGUUGUCCUCCCAUUAUUACUUUUGUGGCCAGUAUUGUGAAACAAGUGGUGAGGGGGCUUUCAGCUUCAUUUCAGCUGCUAAGUCCCUGCCAAGCUGUUCUGUUGUACCAGCAAUUUUACAUCCUCAAGAGCUGUCUGCGGCAUAGCAGGACUCUAGCUGAGUAUAUUAGGAAUAACUACAGAGAAGAAUUCAGGUACUUUAUUCACAUGCCAGCCUUGAAGAAAAGGCUCCCAUUGUGUUACCCCAUUACUCAACCUACCACUCAACUUUUUCAUGAAGUUCUGAAAUUGGUUGAAUAGAAACAAUGUAUACAAUGUUGACUAGAGUGUAAAAUGUUAAUCAAGAGUCAAUUUGAUAUUCAUGAGGAACUUUUUUUGAUUUGUUUAAUAUCCGGCUAUCUCUGAGUCCUAUAAACAAAGAUUUUAAUGGAAUGUGCCAUCAAUACCUGUCUAAGAGAAGUUUAAAAUUUUCAAAAAGAAAUUUGCUUUAUUAUAA
Callithrix jacchus (white-tufted-ear marmoset) is the source of this 2953-nucleotide messenger RNA. It is a transcript of the gene C9H12orf56, whose product is annotated as chromosome 9 C12orf56 homolog. Lineage: Eukaryota; Metazoa; Chordata; Mammalia; Primates; Cebidae. The record is from RefSeq and is a predicted model, not a curated record.